AUCGUAUAAUGAUGGACUAAAAACCUUUGUUGAGGUUUCUAUUAGCAGUUAUUGUCGACUGCAAUACUACUAUCGACUACUGGCUUCUAUCCUAUAACGAGAUGUAAUAUUGCUGUAAAUUGAAAAAAAAAAGAACUGAGAAGAGACGAAAAAAAUAUAUUGCGUUUAUGGUUCUGUGACGCAAUAACUGUCCGUAUGACGUGAUUGACGUGUGUUGGUUGUUUGAUGUUUGUGUAGUGUUUGUUAUGAUAAUGAGGAAUUACGUCAUAAUAAUAUGCAUUAGCAAGUUAAACAAGAGACGUCAUUAAUAAUCGUAGUUUCUAUGUGAACGCAAAUAUACUGUAUUUUGAUAAUAAAUAAAUUAUUUUAUUUGAUACUGCACUGAAUUCCUGAGUACAAUAUUCUUCAUUAGCAUCAGCACAAUAACAAUAACGGGAGUGAAAAUGAAGUUGUCUACGCCUAGAUAUACGUUUUGUUUAUUUUUCCAAGUCAUAUUCAUGCUUUGUGAUCUUUUAUUUAAUUGUGUAAGCUUAUUCCCCAGAAGCCGCGAUGGAUUACUUGUUCUAUUCAUAUUUCAAGACCUGUUCCUUGUACUCUCCAUCACAACGAUGUUAAUGACAUUCUUCUCAACUUAUUUGUUUCAAGCGGGUCUGGUGGAAGUGCUGGUGCGGAAGUUCCGAGCGGCAGGGUCGGUGUGCGUGGCGUACAUUAUCGCCAGUGUCGCGCUGCACGCUGCAUGGCUACUUGAGAAAUGGGCUGAACCCGAGUCAGUGUCUACUCCUUUGCUGAUUUGCUUGUUUACUCUACAGAGAUGCUUAUCACCAUGGUAUUACUUCUUUUACAAGAGAGCAGCCCUGAGGGUUAGUGACCCUCGUUUCUAUGAAGAUAUUGACUGGAUCAAUCAGCAAUUGCAAGCGCACUAGAAAUGAGGUUUCCCAGUGGGUGCAGACCGGUCUCGUAAUAUUGACAGAGUAUUGAUGUCUUAAUGAAAUGUUUUUAAAAUAUUCUUUUAGUAUUGUAAUGAUUGUAUGAUAUGUUAUUUUAUAUUUUUGUUAAAGGUAGUUUGUAGUGUUUGGCUAGACUAGUCUUUUAUGUCUACCGCAUCUAACUUCAAUCAAUUAUGAUUUGCAAAAAGUUAGGAUCAUUAUAAUGAUUGUUUGAUAAAAAUGAGGAGGUUCUCAAUUCAUUUGAAUAUUUUGUUUAUGAUGUUAUUAUAUUAAAACUUGUAUUGUCGUACCCUAUCUAUGUGAAAUAUGUUUAAAGUUCUGUAGUCUUGUACAUCAGCAACACAAAGUUAGUCAACAAAGUCGAUCUCGUUUGUAUCUAGUCAUGUAAAACUUAAGUUAUAUUACAUUAUAGGAGUUUAGGAAUAUAUUAAUAAAUUAUAACAACCAUCAUUUAAUA
Messenger RNA from Spodoptera frugiperda (fall armyworm), 1404 nucleotides. RefSeq names its product transmembrane protein 138-like. NCBI's taxonomy places the organism in Eukaryota, Metazoa, Arthropoda, Insecta, Lepidoptera, Noctuidae. The record is from RefSeq and is a predicted model, not a curated record. Gene Ontology annotation, cellular component: cilium. Bases 444 to 923 code for a protein of 159 amino acids. The transcript has 4 exons.